CAAACAGCUCUUUCAUCACGUAGAGUAGAAGAGUGUGAGUUGAAACCAGAUGUCAGUGAUGCAACGUCCACCGCCUAUACCUAUUUUAAAUCGUAAUUCUCUUGGACAUCGUACUGGUGGAAAUAUACUGAAUUCUGUUACACCAUGUAAAGAAUAUCAUACUCAUGAUAUAAAUGGAAAAUUAAAAUAUUGCAUUGAAGUUGAUUUACAAGGUUAUCCUCAAGAAAGUAUACAAAUUGUUCGACAAUCACAAGAUGUUAUUAUCAGUUUAAAUUAUGAAGAGAUUAAACCAACUGGUGAAAAGUAUAAACAAGAAUUUAAACGUGAAAUUCAAUUUCCUCAAUCUGCUGAUCUUGACACCUUGAAAUGCACACUAAUCAAUAAAAACACUUUACUCUUAGAUGCUGAUGUAAAUAAACGUGAUAAUUCCAUAUUAAAAACUUCCCAGAUAAGUCCAAUUACAAAGCGGCAUAUUAACUGGGAAUUAUCGAAUUCAUCACAUCGUAAUUCUGUCUCUGAAUCGCCAAGACUACGUACUUCAUUUUCAAAUGAAACACGAGAACGACAUCCUUCAAUUUCAAGUUUACAAACUUCUGAUAUUCACAAAUCAUUUCGUGUAAAAGAAAAUAGCUCACUGAUUAAUCGUAGUUCUCGUCAUCCACCUCAACGUUCACCGACUCAUUACACUGCGAAUUCAUUUUCAAGACAUGAAUCGAUAAGAAUUCCUGUACGCGUAGACACUAAUCAACAAAGUGGUCAACCAAGUCCUGCUAGUGUACAACCUAUUCGUGUCGAAGUAUUAAAUCAUUCACCGUAUUCAAAACAGUAUAACAGGCAUUAUCAAGUGCCAGUACACUCCCAACAGUAUCAUAAUAACAAUAUUAAUCAUAAUAGUCAUAAUCAUAAUUACUACCAUCAUCAGAGUGAAUAUAAGAAGUCGAAUUCUUCAACAUUUUCAACAUCUCAACGUCCAUUACACAUUCAUCCAGUCAGUAAUAUUUCUUCAGAUGAGAAUACACCAACAAUGAUCAAUAGUUCUACACAUCAGUAUAAUGGGAAGACAGGUAAUUGUGCUUAUAUCAAUACAACAUUACAUCCUAUCAGUCAUAUUGUGAACACUAAUAACGCUAAUAUCAAUACUAAUACUACUACUGCUAGUAAUAAUAAUACUGUCAUAUCUAAGUCUACAAAAUUCUAUACACAAAAUAUGAAAGUUGGUAAAGAUGUAAAACCGGAAGAUUUAAAUAUCCACCUAAAAAAUGGUGUUUUAACUAUUAUGAUAAGACAAAAAGGUAAAAAUAUUGAAAAUUAUAAGCAAACAAAAAUUGCCAGAGAAUUUCUACACGAGCAUACAAUACCAAUAAAUGUUGAUCAAAGUAAAUUAAUUGCUAAAUUAGAUAAUGGUAUAUUAACAUGGGAAGCACCAUAUACUACAGUUGGACAUAUCGAUAUCACGGAUAAUCUGAAUUCAAAUAUUAAAUGUAAAAAAUAUCCUAUACCAAUUAAUCGAUGAUCAAUCAAUCGAUCAAUCAAUCAAUAAAUAAAUAGAUAGAUUGAAUUAUUUUGAGUUUUCUAUUUUAUCUUAUAUUGUGAAUAAAGAAAAGUAUACACAAAAAAUAUACACAUAUAUGUACCAUAAGCCAAUAAGUGUUGGCAUUUCUACACAUCAUAGACAACAUUUUAUAAACUUGCUUUUGUAUAUUCACCUUCAUGUGAAUCUCCUCCACCGUCUCCUCCUCCUUCUCCUUCUGCUACUCCUACUCCUCCUCUGUUCAAAAGAGUAUGUAUGAACAUUGAUCAGAGAAAACAAAAAAUAACAUUCAAAAAAAAUUCAUUCAGAUUUUUAUUGAUACUUGCAUGAUCUACUUCGAGACAUCUGUUGUGACAGGUAGCUUUAGAGAGAAAACUAUUUCCCAUAUUAUAUAUGUGUAUUUAUAUAUAUAAUUGUGUAAAUCAAUAUAUAUAUAUAUUCAUGUACUAAUCGAUAUUUCAUAUAUAAUGUGCUCAUUUUAAUGAAUAAUUGAUUACUUCUUAAUUAUUUGUUUUUCAAAAAAUAUCACUCACCGAUUAAUCGAUAAACCUAGAAAUGUUAUUGGGUGGGCUUAAGGCAGGAAAUUCGAAAAAAUAUAUGCAU
Messenger RNA from Trichobilharzia szidati, 2134 nucleotides. The record is from the annotation of a GenBank genome assembly. Lineage: Eukaryota; Metazoa; Platyhelminthes; Trematoda; Strigeidida; Schistosomatidae.